Molecule: messenger RNA, 1635 nt
Organism: Suillus bovinus
Lineage: Eukaryota; Fungi; Basidiomycota; Agaricomycetes; Boletales; Suillaceae
Exons: 8
Coding region: 143-1390 (415 amino acids)
Source: RefSeq, a predicted model, not a curated record
GUCACACCUUGCCGAACGCUUUGGUUAGUUGCCUUGUCCGUCUAAAUUGUUUCAAACACACACCCUCAUACGCGAUUAAACCAAAGAUGAAACACUUGUCAUCCUUUUGGGACAGGACACUGAUAUCGAAGCAAUCCUUGCUAUGUUGAAAGACAAUUUCAGUCCCCACAUAGAUUCACGGAAAUUAGUACGUUCUGAUAUUUCAUGUUCAGUGACUUUGAAAAGUUUGGAGGAUAAGCUAUCGAAAAGCAAACAAUCAGAGAUUGUCAGCAGAAGACUCAAGGCGUUGAUAAAGCGUCGUGAAUUCCUCAUCACUCCCGCUGCGGUAGCUACAUUAUGCGAUCUCUGCAAAAUUAGUUGGAGUACUCUUCUUAUUCCUGUGAUCAACGCUGACGCUUUUCUGAACAUGGCCGAAUUUCUUGAAACGACCAUGAAAAGCGGUAUUCUUGCCACAUUGAUUGACCUGCUUGAGUUCGAUAAGCAAGGUUUGAGCGGUGGACCACGUGGCUUAAUGCAACUCGCUAACUUUGAAAAACUGAUAUUCGUCUCAGAUGAACUUCGCCAAAAAAUCAUCGAGAGAGGAGGCCUGGUUAGCAUCGUCGGUAAGCUGGCGAAACUAGAUCACGCGUUAUUCGCUGCGGAUGCGCUCCUGAAUCUCAUGCAACAUGACGACGCCAAGGAACAGAUACUAGAUUCCAAGGUGGAUCUACAUUUGCUGCAGAUGAUCGAGAAACGCAUCUUUGACGGAACGAUCGGGAGGGAGGGCAUGGAUAUCCUUAAGGAUAUAUUCGAAAAUGACGACUUGCGAGGUAUCAUGUUAGUCCCAAAGAAUGAAGCGUCACCCUUUGAUGCUUUUUGGAAUCUCGGUGGCAAGGAUACACCCCAAUGGCGAUUCCGGAACGCGGCAAACUGCGCCCUGGAGAAAACGGCCUACAGAGUAGUCACGAAACAAGAUUUUUCCAAGUACCGAAGAAAUGUCAUUUGGAUUUUGCGCAAGAUGAUCGAAAACGAGUCAACCUCUGUUCAGAACAGCGCUAUCAAUUACCUGCGUACUAUCGUUGAGCAUGAGGACGCAUAUCAACAAAUGAUUGAAGCCGAGAUAGUGAAACCCCUUUUAUCGUGUCUUGAAGCCACGGGUGUGGGACAAUCUGGCUCUCAGAUAACCUAUUGCGAUGCUAACAUGCUCAUACACUCCUCAGAGUCCUUACGUAAUGAGAUUGUAAAGAAUGUCGAUAUACUGGCUACAAUGCUCAGUAGUCAAUAUCCUGUCGAGGUUAACCGCGUGACUGCUACGCUCAUAGCUUUAUCUUCUCACGGAGAGAUACGAGAGAAAGUUCAGGAGACAGUAGGGAUGCUCAAUUCUAAAAUGUCGUCGUCAAUGUCGACUUGACCUUACGGCUGUCCUCUCGUAAAUACUUACGUGGACCCUGAACCUUUCCUGAUUUAGUCGUCAAACCUUGCGUCUACUGCACUCUACAUCUUGUCACUAUCCUUCCUUGCAAUUGCUGUUAGAGCCCAAUUUAACUACUCAAAGCUUCUCAUGUUUAUUGCGAAAUCUACUUUUCACAGAGUAUCCUCGUCCUAAUCCUAUUCCCAGUAAACCAUUCUAUGUAGUAUUGCUCAAUAAUGUUUAAA